Messenger RNA from Tremella mesenterica DSM 1558, 435 nucleotides. RefSeq lists its product as uncharacterized. NCBI's taxonomy places the organism in Eukaryota, Fungi, Basidiomycota, Tremellomycetes, Tremellales, Tremellaceae. The record is from RefSeq and is a predicted model, not a curated record. The annotation marks the transcript as partial. Gene Ontology annotation, biological process: protein folding in endoplasmic reticulum. The transcript is spliced from 5 exons. Gene Ontology annotation, cellular component: EMC complex.
GCUUUACAAGCGAAAAGAUCAAGUGAUUUACGUAUGAAACGAGCUUGGGAAUUGGCGUUAUCACCGGCAAAAUCAUUACCUAUGCAAGCUAUCAUGCUUUACUUUUCAGGAUCUGGCGUUCAAAUCUUCUCUUUAGGGAUAGUGUUUAUGCUUCUUACCAGUCCUAUCAAAGCUGUAUUCAACAUAUUCUCUGCAUUCGAACCAUUUAAAACACUUCCUCCCUGGGGUAAACCAGGACAAGAAUCUUAUCUCCCCUUGACUGGUCCUAUGGUAGUUUACGUCAUCUGUCAAGCACUAGUAUUGAGUUUAGGUUUAUACAAAACAUCUACGAUGGGAGUUUUACCUACCAGUUCAUCAGAUUGGUUACAAUUCGAAACCCGGUCAAAUCCACCAGAAUGGUCUUCCGUUCAAUCAUUAUCUCUUGGACUUCUUUGA